Messenger RNA from Homalodisca vitripennis (glassy-winged sharpshooter), 8522 nucleotides. Its product is annotated as octopamine receptor Oamb-like. Gene Ontology annotation, molecular function: G protein-coupled amine receptor activity. The transcript has a single exon. NCBI's taxonomy places the organism in Eukaryota, Metazoa, Arthropoda, Insecta, Hemiptera, Cicadellidae. Gene Ontology annotation, cellular component: membrane. The record is from RefSeq and is a predicted model, not a curated record. The coding region runs from base 1 to 1719 and encodes 572 amino acids. Gene Ontology annotation, biological process: adenylate cyclase-activating adrenergic receptor signaling pathway.
AUGCAUGUAACUUUUAACGAAUUAAUUAUUUUUGUAACAUCUAAUUUAAUACUCAAUGUUUGUUCAUUGUUUCAGGUGUGGAUAUUCGGUGACCUCUGGUGCUCGGUAUGGCUGGCGGUAGAUGUGUGGAUGUGCACAGCCUCCAUCCUGAACCUCUGUGCCAUCUCCUUAGAUCGCUACGUGGCUGUCACACGCCCUGUCACCUACCCUAGCAUCAUGUCAAUGGGAAGGGCCAAGAUCCUAAUAGCCAGCGUGUGGGUGCUCAGCUUCGUUAUCUGCUUUCCUCCUCUAUUAGGGUGGCGAGGGGAAGAGCCUAUAGUCAACAGCACGUCUAGAGCUAGAGUGUGGUCUGCCAGAAACGAGACGGUUAUAUCUACUGGAAGACCACUGACACCUGGGGGCGCUACGAUCCUUAAUGUCCCCACCACUCUGGAGCCUCAAUAUUACCCACAAUGCCCUUGGAUCUGUGAGUUGACGGACGAGACGGGCUACGUGAUAUACUCAGCCCUGGGGUCCUUCUAUCUCCCGAUGCUGGUGAUGCUGUUCUUCUACUGGAGAAUUUACCGUGCGGCGGUCCAGACGACAAGAGCAAUCAACCAAGGCUUCCGAACGACCAAGGGAACGAGAGCGAUCGGAAACCGCUUCGACGAACAGAGACUGACUCUAAGGAUACACCGCGGGAGGGGUUCAGUGAUGCAGGGUAGCAGUGGAAGUAAUAGCACGACCACAACUAAUAGUACAGCCAACAGUGUUAACAAUUCUCCAGGUGGGGGGAAAUCCCCGGACACUAGAGUGCAUAGGGCCUCCAAUAGAAGGUCGGAAAAAGGAGCGAGUAGAACACACGAGAAAAUCAAAAUUAGUGUAAGUUAUCCUAGUAGUGACGCAAUCAGUUCUGUAGCGAACAACAAUACUUCUCCUCCGGGUGGCAGUGUUAACUCGAAGUCAGGGUCAUUUUCAUCCUCCUCACCGACGUCUUCGGGCCCUCAGUACGCCGUGCACUACCAGAACUCGAACACGAACACUCUGUUCCGGUCCAGUGAUGCCAACUGUCACCUCCGGGUAACAGGAGCGAGGCUGGCGACGUCACACAGACGAGGUCGCCGGAGCAGCACCAGUCCUGACAGUACCUCGUCCAGACCUCGACUUCUCGGCGAGUCGUUAAACUCUUCGAUAAACAAAGACCUUUCUCCGUCCCCCACCUUUGACGAGAGCAACCAGAAUGCAAAGCCAAAACUCAUAUCAAGAAUGGGUAAAAGAAACAUAAAAGCCCAGGUGAAGAGGUUCCGAAUGGAGACCAAGGCGGCAAAGACUUUAGGAAUCAUAGUCGGGGGUUUCAUAUUUUGCUGGUUACCUUUUUUUACGAUGUACCUGUUCCGAGCCUUUUGUAGUGAGUGCAUAAACGAUGUAGCGUUUUCCAUAAUGUUCUGGCUGGGCUACUGUAACUCCGCGAUAAAUCCAUGCAUCUAUGCCUUAUUCAGUAAAGACUUCCGUUUCGCCUUCAAGAGGAUCAUAUGCAGGUGUUUCUGCUCGAGCAAGCAGACGAGAAGGGAAUCCAGGUAUCAGAGGAGAGGUUCCGACGGAUCACACUUAGGAGUGAGGAGGUGCGAGCGGGACAGGAGCUCCUCGUGUAACAACAACGAUGCACCGGCCAACGCUACUCAUCACUCGUUGGGUGAGGACAGUGAGGGUAAUAACGAAGGCACGUCGGACUCGAGAUGACCCUCGAGUAAGGGGAUGACGCGGCCGCCCCAUAUCGCCGCGGCACUCGUCACGGAGAUGAUCAACAUCAUGGGAGUUCUGCCCUGACAACAGCAGGCCAACGACACUUCCAUCCCGCUGUAGUCAUUGGGACUCUAGGAAGCGUCGACUGAGAACGACCAUAGCAGCUUAUCCCUUCACCACACUACAAUUAUCACAAGUCUGACGAAUACAGAGUACAGCUCGAGGUUCUGUAGUGCAACGUCACUCCUAGACGAAAAUUGUGGAUCACAUGAAGAUCUUAGUUGGUCUUGGACCUACCGAUAUCCGACCGUAGUUACCGUAAUUAUUCCUGGUAUGGCCACCAUUACUUGGACAUCUCUGUUGACAAUAGAUCAACGUUACAACCAUAUUAGUAACCGUCUAUUGAUUGUACUGUUAACUAUAUUUAUACCGUAUAAACGUACGAGAAAUAGAAACAUAUACGUAAUACGUACAUCACAUUUAUUACGUUAAAGUAUGUUGUAAGUCACAAUGUUUCACAAGUCGUUAUUGCAAAUAAUUGAUCUCAUUUUAAACGUUCUUAGAAAAUGUAAUCUCCUUUCCUACUCUCAUUACACUAACCCUUAUUAAUAAUUUUAAGUUAUUUUAUUUCAACUGGUUUGUUAAGUUGUGAACAUCUUUUGUAAAAUUCUUGUAUUAAAUAUAUCUAAUACAUAGUCGUUUACUUUUAAAAUAUAUAACAAUCGUUGCUACUGUAUACUAUAAUGUAUGCAUAUAUUAAGAUGGAUAAAGCAAAUAACUCCUAAGACAAUUGACCCAAGCUCUACCUUAUUUCACAAUACCAAUGUAUGCCAGUUUCAAGAGAACAUUUAAUGUCAAUUUGCUUCUCACAAUGAGAAUUAGAAUAUUUUAAUCGGAGAAACUAUAAAUGGUAGUUUUUAUUUAUAAUCAAACUUAUUUAAAUUGUAAUUGCUGUACUUAAUACUUAUAUCAGAGGCUUACAGGUAAUUAACACAGUUUUUUAAGAAUAUAAGCCAAUUGAUUUAAUUGUAAAACUAAAUAGUUAAAUAUAUAUUUUCCAUCUUCACCGUUAAACGUAUAAAAAAGAAUGAUAAUGAAUGAGUGGUUAAGAAGGAGCAUUUUCUUGCAUUUAACCUUCUAAAUACGUAUGUAUACGAAAUUUUUUAAGAAGUUUGUAAAGAUUUUUCUUCUAUUUUCAUAGAAUAUUUCAGUACAUUACUAUUAUUAUAAAACAUAGAGAAUCUUGUAUAGUAGCUACACGGCAUAAGUUUAUUUUAGUAGAAUAAGCUUAUACACUCUGUAGGUUAUCUGCUGGGGCCUCCUCAUCAAUAGUAAAACAUUGCGUAUGAUAAACAUAUUAUACUACUGUAUUACAAGUUUACAGGAUUGUAGUUAGUCUGUUAUGGGUGGUCACGAACUCUAAAAUGAUAACUAAUACACUUAUUACAUUUUUUUAAUUAAAUUUUACCAAAUCAAUUUAUUAAAUUUUUAGAGUAAAUUAAUAACAUUAUGCAAUUCAUUCAAACUUAAUAACGCACUAGAACUGUAUAGCCUACUAGUAAUAAUUAGCGUAUAAUGGAGAAUGCAUGCCUUUUCAUAUAAAAACAUAUUUAAGUUUCAUAUUCGUUAUUAUAUAUGGUGUUUUGUAUUGAUAUAAAUCAAAGAAGCGUCGUACACACCUGGUUUUGAAGAUGUAUUCUCACUGUUUUAAUUGGUAACAAUUAUAUGAGAAAAUAAUUAAGAAGUCCGAUAUAUUUCAAUAUUUAUUACAGAAUUUCUAGUAUCCUAAUAUAUUAUGUACAAAAUUUAGGUAUUCUGUUCAAGUUUAAUAAAAUAUAAGUUAUAUAUUAAAUUCUAAUUUAUGAAAUUUUCAGCCAUUUCAGGAAGUUGUGAGGAGAUAUUUCUGCUAAUUUUAGGACAUUUGAACUAAUAUACUGAUUUGUCUGUGUUUUACGUAAUUCUUUGCGUUCACUCUAAGGUGAAAACAAAAAAGUAAUGUAACAUUAGACAUAAUUGUGUUAACUCAACGUGAUAACAAUACUAUGUAGGUAAUAAUUGUUUUGGACAGAGCGUAAUUUUAAGAAGCUCAAUAAAUGUCCUACGUACAUGAAUUAAAAAUGUUUAUUGCGUUUAAGAAGGGCUAGUUAGUUAUGUUACCCAUAAAAUGAUUGUUUGGUGGGAAAUACAAAGGUGUUGGCAUUAUUGCAUGCCAUGUUCAUAUGGUAAUUUACUGUUAAUAAUAAAAUAUAAAAUGAUUUUCUCUAAAUUAAAAUAAGAUGCUUGAAUAAUAGAUUUAAAUUAACCGGUUGAUGUUGUGGUUCUAUGUUUUCAAGGCAAACACUGUUUGAAUAAUAGUUUUACCUAGUAUAUUCUAUUUAUUUAAUAUUUUCUUAGUCCAAAUAAGUGUUUUAUUUUUUAGUUAAUGCUAUGAAUAUUUGUAAUUGAGGGAACGAUUCCACCAUUUACAUGAGUUUGAUGGAUUAUAGUCUGGAAUGAUGAAUGUAAUACUCCAUAACACUGUCUUGCUGUACUUAAUAUAUUAGGAUAUUUGUUUUGGAUCCGUACUACCGUAGAAAUACUGUACAGCUAUAAGAAUAACAAGAAAUAUACUACGUUUAUUUACGGUACUUUACUUAGGAGUGUAUCGUUAAAGAUAUGUGUGGGCCUCAGCAGAUAUGUAGUAUUCCAUAUGGAAGACUUGUCAUGAAUGUCUCUUUAUUCAUGCCAUGUUCUCGUUUGUAAUUUAAUCUUGAAAGUAAGAACUUCCUUAGUAAUUAGUAUAAGACUCUAAAUUUUAUUUACUACAGGUCAAAAAUGUGUAGUAUCUUUUUAUAAUCACGAAUGUGGGGAUUAUCAUUUAUGUUCAUAGGUAUUUCAAGAUGGAGGAAAGAUUAAUAUAAAUUAAUGUAAAAACACUUUUUAUUGAAAAAUGUAUUAAAUGACAUUUAACGAACCAAACUUUAAUUGGAAUUCAAAAUAAAGAUGGACUACAUUGAAUUUAAACUUUUAACCUUUUGAUCAUAAUUCAAUAUAACUGUUAUACAUUAUAUAAGAGAAAUAUGAGAAUAACAUUCAAUAUAUUACGGAAGUUGGUGUUCACACAAGCCCGAAUCGCACCAGAAUAAAGAGACAUUCAGUAAGUGCAAUAUACAGUACUGUAGUUUGUAUCUAAGUUCAAGUUUGGCCACUGUGAGGGCCUGAAGCGUGCAGUUCUAAAUACAAUAGUUAUACAUGAACCUAAGUCUGGACAAAUUUUAGCAUCUAGAGAUCAGAACGCUAAGUGUAAGAAAGCCUUCUUCAGAUGGACCGCUGAAAAAUCGUGUUUGUGAGUUUUUCAAGAAAACGUCACUAAUGUUCUUGAAUUAAAUGUAAUCUUUCCUAAAUAUUUUCUUGUUUAUUGUAUUAUUUAGGAUUAUAUGGAAAAAUAAUAGGUGGAUUAUUCUUCUAAAAACCAAACAAAACCGCAAUUUUCUAGAAACAAUCAAAUUUAGUAUGGAAUUAUUGUAUGUUGACAACAUCCUAAUGAUAAAGUUUAAAAUGUAACUUCUUCACAUCUAUAAAAGAGUAUUCAAUACAGGUUUUCUAGGCUGGUUUUAUUCAAUUAAAUAUAUUUCCAAGAACAAAAUGUAUAAGUUUUAAAAUAUUAUCAGUUAUUUACAUAUGAUAUUUAAUCCAGUGAAUUAUUCAGAAAAUUCUGUAAUUCUAAGAUGACAUCAAGCUAUUUAUUGGACAAAGAAAGAUAAAAUCAGAUUACUUUCAAGCUUUAUGACGAUUGUAAAAAUUGAGUACGUUUCUUAUUGGUUGUAACUUAUUUGAUCUUAUUUUAAUAUAAAAUUUGCACCUCAACCAAAAUAAAUAAAAAUAUAAUUUAUCGGAACGUGUGUGGGAAAAUUUACUUGUUUUUUUAUUCCUGCCCGGAAAUUAAAGUAAUUAUAAACAAUUCUCAUUGCAAUGUAUUUAGUUAAAGUAAAGAAAGUUUAAAAGUUUGGAAAGUGUUCUCUGAUAUACGUUGUUAUAUUUGUUUAUGUAAAUUCCCAUUUGGUUUUAAAUAUACUCAGUUUUUAAACACGAGUAUCAAUUAUAAGUGAAUGCAUCUCAGAACCCAAUUAAAUAUGGUAAUGUCUUAUUUUUAACAGUAGAAUAGUGAGUAAAAUUUUCUUUCUUUGAAAAUGUCAUGCAUGUUUAAAACUUAAAUUUUACUAAGGAAUGUAUUUAAUAUUUACUGAUAAUAAAAAAAGGUUAGGUUUGAUUAUUAAACGUUUUAAAAUUUUAUUUAACUUUGCCGUAAACAAUGUUUGUAUAUUUCAUUUGAACCAAGCAGAUAAUGCAGUAGUCUCAUUAAUAAAUCUCUUCACAAAAGGAUCGGGUUUUAAGUGCAUUAACUAUAGAAGUAUGUUAAAAAUAUCAUGGCAUAGAUAAUAUUAAUUACUAACAAGAAAAAAACAAUGGUGAGAAGGUUAUUCUUCCCUUUUGACGCUUUGUUUCCUGGAAAUUAAAGCAUAUCCGUCCAUACAAUUUAAAUAUUUUUAAACAUGUGUUCCUGAAAAUGUCAUAUUACUAUGGUUAAAACCAUUUUAUUUUACCUGCCUGCUUAACCUAUUCCUCAGAAAUAUAACAAACUCACGUCCAAAUUCAGACUAUAAAGGCCGUUCUAUAGGAUUACCAGAAGUUACUUUUUUGUCAAAGUAAAACCAGCGGCUUUCCCAUCCGGAGGAGGCUUUCAGUUCGACUCUGUAAAUUUGUCGACAUAAUUAUAUGUAGAAUAGUUUAAUUUGGUUUGAAAAGAUCAGUACUGAUAACGGUGAAGCACAGCGUUGUGAAACUUUACAUCAAUUAUUAUAUAUUAUAAAUAUUUUAUCAAAACUUUGUCUGUGUAAUUCGCCGCAACUGUCUCAAAAUAGUGUAAUAUAAUAAUUAUUAAUGACAAAAUACAGUUUACUUUUAAAACAUAAUCUAUACAACAAACAAACUGAUAUUAGUGUCAGUUUGACUUGAAUAUUGAUUAGUUUAUGAUAUUUUUAUAAAGUAAUAUCUAGAUACAUUUAUUGUAUUUUAGUUGCAUAAAUUUUAGUUUUGUAAAGGAGUGUUUGAUGGAUUGGAAAAAAACCAGGUAUGUUUGUUUAUAAUGUUCACCGCAAGGUUUCAUGACUUACUACUAAAUGAUAAAUGAUUUUGUAUUAAGUAAAUGAAAUAAUUAAGAAAAUGAAAGAAAUUUGUUGUAAUUAGCUAUUUGAAUUCUCAUAUACAAAAUUUAUAUUUUCGAGAAUUUAAUAGCCAAUAUUAUGAAGCAUAUAAGUUUGAACUUUAACAGGAUUGUGUAAUAAUAAUAGUUUUUAAAUUUUCGUUCAAUUUAUCUAGUGCUAAUAUAACAUUUUAGGUACCCAAUAUUCGUGCUGGGUUAUGUUUUCCGAUAAAUUUCCACACUUUUGUCAAAAUCCUGUGCAUUGAAACAUGUGUAAAGAAACUAUCUCAGAAAAUUCAUCCAUGUCUCUUAAAACUAAAUAGUUUCAUCGUUUAUACUAUUUUCCCAGCGAACUGGGUUUGUGUUUGAAUGCCUAGAAUAGUUUUUAUUGCACAUUUGUCAAAAUAUACCUAUUUUAAGUACGUUUUCAGAUCAAAUGGUAGUAAGUAACUAUAAAACGUUAAUCGUAAAUCCUUGUCGGUGCAGUGAGAGAAUCUUCCCUGCAGCGUAAAUGAAAAAGGGUUAUUCCUUUUGUAAUAAUUGUGAGUCCUCCUAUUUAUUUAACAGUCUAUUUAUUAUACUUUAAAAAAUAUCAAUGUAUUUCCCUAAAUAUUUAUAAGUAUCAUUCAGAAUUUACAACUUAUGUUUAUUGAUUUGAAAUCUAAAUUGAAUUUUGAUUGUUCUUUAAUUAAUUAACCCUAAUAUUAGACAAUUAAUGCAUUUCAUGCAGGUCUCUAUACCUGAUAUUACUUAGGAUUAACAUAAAACCUGUGUUAUUAUAUUUCAAUGCUUAGUUACUAACAUUUAUUAAUAAUAUAAAUAUAUGAUUCGUCUUCAUUCAAACUUAAGUUGAUAUAAAAUUGAUUUUUCACUCUAUAUCUUUCAGUAGAAGUUUGAUAUUUAAUGCUAUUUCCAGUUAUUAUUUAAUGCAUUUAAAUGUACGUCAAUCUAGUAAUAAGACCUAAACCAUGUAUUGUUCACGUAAACGUUAGGUAUUAUUUUUUGUGAUGUACUUAAAUGAAGUGUUUAUUCAUUUCAUGUCAUUCAUCCAUUCAUAUGUGAUUAUCAAUUUUAUUCAUUGUAAGAUAUUUAGUUUUAAUUCUGCAGUAUAAGUAUUGCAAUACUAUAUUAGACGUAUUGCAAUUAUAGAAACUCGUUAAGAAUAAUAUAAAUAUAGUUAACAUUACAAACGCGUUCCAAACAUGUUACAAAUAGUCACCAAGCUGCAUCGUAUCAGUGCAACUGUUGUAAUAGACUGUUUCUGAAACAUCUAAGGGUGGUAAAGGUAUUCAGCCACUGUCGAAGUACGAAGAACCUAACUUAUACCACUAUAUUUAUAUCUUAUAUAGUAUGAUAUUUAUAUAAUACUCUUGUAUAUGUAUAUGAGUUAUUUAUUUUUGAUGUAAACUCUGUAACAUAAUUGAGAUAUUUCAGAUAUGUCGUCACAAUAUACAGUUUGUACUCCAAGUCCAAGAGUACCGUCACGUGAAAUUAAACGGGUAUUGUUGAUUCAUAUGUCAAUAAAAGUGUAUAAAUACUGUUAAGUUGUGUCUAUACUCACCUUCACUAAUCAAAAUUGAGGGUAAAAUAUAAUGAUUGAAGGUUUCAUUUCACUCUA